Messenger RNA from Leptopilina heterotoma, 2432 nucleotides. Its product is annotated as bromodomain-containing protein DDB_G0280777-like. Gene Ontology annotation, biological process: adenosine to inosine editing; RNA processing. The coding region runs from base 245 to 1732 and encodes 495 amino acids. Gene Ontology annotation, molecular function: double-stranded RNA binding; tRNA-specific adenosine deaminase activity; double-stranded RNA adenosine deaminase activity. Lineage: Eukaryota; Metazoa; Arthropoda; Insecta; Hymenoptera; Figitidae. The transcript is spliced from 6 exons. Gene Ontology annotation, cellular component: nucleolus; cytoplasm. The record is from RefSeq and is a predicted model, not a curated record.
UCUGAUACAUUUAUAACCAUAGCGUUUUUCUCCUUCAUCGCAACUUAUUGGAUUUAAUUCCAAAAGUCCGUCAUUCAUAAAUUCCAAGGUCUUGGAAUUUUUUUAUAAUUAUUACAAAUAAACUUAAAAAGUUUGUUUUUAAAUUACAUCAAUUUUAAACACUCGUGUGUUUAAUUUUAUCGUAAAAACAAAAAUAAAGUGAAAUUUUCGCUUCCACAAAACUGUGUCUACACUUGAAUUGAAAAUGUACACAAGAAGCAGACAAAGCAAUUCAAAUUUCUCUAAUGCAGGUCAGCAGCAGAGGCAAAAUACUCCCAAUUCGCAGGGAAAUUUCCAAAAUCAACAAAACCAAAACGCCAAUUCGUUCUCUCAGCAAGGGAAUUACCAAACAAGUCAAACAACACGAGUCAAUCAGCAGGGCAACUUCAAAGGCGGUAAUGUCCAGCAGUUUAAGGGACAGCAACAACAGCAGCAGCAACAACAACAACAACCGUCAACGCCUCUGCAGCAGCAGGCUAAUCAGGCUAGAAUGCAACAACAACAGCAGCAGCAACAGCAGAAGCCUAAUCAACCGCUUCAACAUCAACAAAUUCAGCAGCAGUUGAAGCAACAACAACAGCAGCAACAACAACAACCUGGCUCUGCUCCCGGAACACCUCAGGCUCAACGCUUGAAGCCAAUUUUGAAACAAUCGCCAGCUACUCCUGCUCCGGCUGUCGGGCAGACACCGCAAACACCUCAGGUUCAAGCUCAAGCGCCAAAUCAACAAGCUCAACAACAACAGCAGCAGCAGCCGCCGAUUCAAGCGCCUCCGGCUCCGCAGAUUGGUGGCGAUGCCAAGGACGAGGAGGGAGAAAGUGUCGAGGGAAUGGAGACUUCUGAUCAACCAAGAUGGAGGCGCAAGACACCCGGUUUGAAAGUCAAUCGUAAAUUGAAACGCCUUCGUAUGAAUCAACGUCUGCGACGAACAAUUCAGCCAAAGAAUGCAAUCAUGGUUCUCAAUGAAAUGAAAACUGGAGUUCAAUUUAUAUUCCCUGAAACUCAAUCAUCGAUGACUAGUUCAUUGUUCCUUGCUCAUGCUGAGAUUGAUGGAAAAACUUAUGUCGGUCAAGGACUUUCAAAACCGCUUGCACGUCAAAAUGCAGCUGAGAAUGCACUCAAGUGUCUUCUUUUGGAGAAAAUGUCAGCCGCUGCAAUAAAAGCUAAAAUUGAUGCUGAAUCUGAUGGACAAACGACACUUGAUUCUUCAAUUAUUAAAGACGAAAAUAAUGAUAGCUCUGAAAAAAUGGAUGUCAAUUCUGAGGAACCAGAAGAGGUGCCAUGGAGUUGUUUGGCCAGCUUUGCUUUAUAUAAAUUAUUCGUCGAAUGGCAAAAUCAAGGCACUGUUGUGCCAGUUCCAAGGCCCGGUGUACCAGCUGGAAAAGUGAAGAAGGAGACAAAGCCAACUAUUCAAAAGGAAUUGCCAAAUAAUGCAACGAGUGUGCAUCCAGUUAUGCUAUUGAAUCAAAUGAGACCUGGACUCACUUACGUUGAAGUUAACCGCGUGGGAAAUCCUCCCAAUACAAUGUUCACAUUGGGAGUGGAAAUCGAUGGCAUUGAAUAUACAGGAACAGCCAAAAACAAGAGGGAUGCGAAGAAGAUAACCGCGAAAGCUGCUUUGGAAGCUUUGUAUGGCUUGACAUACGAGGAGGAAGUCAAGGUUGAUCACUCUGAAGACAUUCAAAUGUGUUAAUUUAUCCCUUUUUUUUAUAAUUCUCAUCACUACUUUCCAUUACUUUAUUUCUCCUCCCCAAUUUUACUCCUAUGAGUCUAGUGCUCAUAAUAAACGUGAAUAUUUCACAGAAACAGACACACAUACACAAACCCUUUUUCUCAAUAUUGAAUGUGUAGGCUAUUAAUGUGCAUAUUACAUAGAUUUUAGAUAUUAAUCUCUCAGUAAGAUAAUAACUGAUUAAAAAAGAAAAAAAAACAUUUUUUUUUGAAAUAGUGAUUUUUUCUAAUUUUUAAUAUUCAUUAGGAAUGUAUAAUUUUUUUUUCUUUUUUGUCUUCUCUCUUAUAACGUCAUUUUAUAUUUAGACAUUCUUUAAGGUCGACAAACUAAUUAAAACAAAAAAAAAACAAAAGAAAAUAUAGGGACAAAAAUUUAGACGUUAUUUCAUACAUGCGAACAAUUUGAAGAUUGAGUUUUUUCUUUCUUUCUAUAUUUAUUGUUGUAGAAUAAUAAUUUGAAUGUCAAAAGAGAAUUUUUAGGAAUGUAAAUUCUUUAAAAGCAACCGACUUUCGAUAGAAAAAAAAAUGUAUCCGUCGAUCAUGAAACAAUUUAUAAAGAAUAAUAAUAAUGAAACAAAAACAAAAUUAUUUCUGGAGCUUUCGACACGUUUACACGUUGCCUCUUGAAUUUAGUGUAUAAUUAAAGUACACGUAACACUUGA